Molecule: messenger RNA, 1567 nt
Organism: Cuscuta epithymum
Lineage: Eukaryota; Viridiplantae; Streptophyta; Magnoliopsida; Solanales; Convolvulaceae
Source: the annotation of a GenBank genome assembly
AAAAAACCUUUCACAAAGAUCAUUUUUCUACAAAAAUUACUCUUCAAAACUUCAAUUGCACACAAAACUCCCCUCCAAACUCCAAAGCAACUCUCAGAAGUCAGAACAAUAAACAAAUCUAAAAUAAGUUGCAAAAGAAAUAUCUUCUCAAAGAGCUCCCAUGAGCCAUGGCGUCCUGCAUCUCCCCAUCUACUACAAAUCCUCUUCAAAGCACAACCUACAACUCCCGAUUCAAACCACGGGUUCCAAUUUCAAUCACCUUUAUCUGUUCUUCUAAUCACAGGGCGCUAAGGAUGAAUUGCAAUGCGGCUGCAAAGCAGCACACCGGUCCAGUGAAGAAGCGAACGAAUUCAAAAACAAAGAAAAAGAGGAGCCCGGGUAGCAAUACUAUUGUGGACGCUGACGAUAUCUAUGAAGAUUUUGAGUUCGAAUCGAACUAUGGAGCACCGCCGCCUCCAGAAGCUUACCACCCGUUGCCGCUGCCUAAACCUCCCGCCGGCUUCGUCCUGGAUGAGGAAGGCCGGGUUCUCAUGGUCUCUGAAAAGCGUCUUGUUACGAUUGUGGAUCCAACCAAUAAUUCACCUUUAGAGUGUGUUAUUAGGAGGAUAUGCAGAACUACACAGGGGGUUGAGUGUAUGCUGCUCUGCCCUGUUGAUAUGCCCAUUAUGAUCUUGAAGAGCACAAAUGUCGUGGGGUGGUCAGCUGUCAGUGAUGAUGAAGUUGAAACUAUCCUCCCUAUGGCAGCCUAUGCUCUUGCCAAGAUUCACAUUCAUCUUGUACAUAGUGGGUUUUGCUAUACUGCACGUGGAGGAUUUUGCUAUACAGAGGGUGACAUCUUUGAUCUUUGCACGGAUGAAGGUCAGAGAGAUGACGGUGUGCCAACUGAAGGAGUAGAAAUCACAUGCUUCAAUCUUGACGGUUCUCACUACAUGAUUUUCACACCUUCAGAUCCACUUCUUUUUGUUGCCGUAAAGGAUAAAGAUGGUAUAUUUCAAAUUGCAGAUGAUGAACUGCUGGAAGACCCAGCAAUUGUACGUACAAUUGAUGAGGAGACAGAAUUCAAUGCUUUAGUGGAAGAGGAGAUUGCCCUUUUCGAGUCGCUUUUGGGUGAAAGAUGAUAACACCAAGUAUCGUAAUAUGCGUUUUCAAACCAACCCUUAGAGCAGAGUAGUGGUACUUCGCAUCCUACACAGGAACAAUCCCUGUAUACAAGAUUACAACAAGUACCACGUGAGUGCCCAUCUUGAGGAUAGACUAGAAGAUGGCGAUGUAUAUGGUGGCAACUAGUCUGUGUUGCCGUUAGGUUUUUGUUGAUGGUUGUUGCACCUGGCCACCUGUCCUUUGCCGUCACGGAUUACUAUUAGGGAAAAGUACAAAUAUACCCCUUUAGUAUGCAUGGAGAACAAAUGUAUCUUUGCUCUAUUUAUUACUCUGUAGAAUCUAUUUAUUAGAACAAACAGUGGCGGAGCCACAUAUGUUCUAAGGUGUUCAUAUGAACACCCAGAUUUUUGUAAAACAUUUAAGUAUAUAUUUAUAAAUUUAUUGUAAUUAUUUACUACUAUUAAAA